Messenger RNA from Knipowitschia caucasica, 645 nucleotides. The record is from the annotation of a GenBank genome assembly. Lineage: Eukaryota; Metazoa; Chordata; Actinopteri; Gobiiformes; Gobiidae.
AUGGAGACAGCUCUCUCCUCUCAUUCAGAUGGGAUCACCGCCCUGGAGGAGCAGGUGACCACGCUUCAGUCUGAACUAAUGACAGUCAAACAGGUGAACGAGAAGCUCCAAUUGACCGUGGAAGACCUGAUUUCUCGCUCCAAAAGAAAUAAUCUCCGCAUUGUCGGCGUCCCGGAGGGGGCGGAGGGCGCUGACACUCGUCUCUUCGUCACCACAAUGCUUAAAAAAGUCAGCGGAGAUGCUCUUCAAGACCUGGACCUCGAACUCGACCGCGCUCAUCGCAGUCUGGCCCCAAAGCCACUCCAAGGAUCCCGACCCCUCAUCGUUAGGUUCCACAGGUACAUCCACAGAGAAAAAGUCUUGCAAUGGGCCAAGAAGAACCGCGAUGUAUCAUAUCUGGGGCAGCCUAUCCGGAUCUUUGAAGAUUUCAGCAACACCAUCGCAAAGAAGCGGGCCAGUUUCAACAAGAUCAAGAGCCAGCUCUACAAAGAUGGAAUACGCUUUGGCGUCAUCUAUCCAGCCCGCUUGAGAAUCACCUUGAACGGACAGACGCACUUGUUUGACUCAGCGGAGGAGGCAGAGCGGUUCUACUCGAGGAGCAAGGGAUUGUAUGGUGGGCCAAACGUCCAAAUUCAGUCAAGGUAA